Messenger RNA from Porites lobata, 6691 nucleotides. The record is from the annotation of a GenBank genome assembly. NCBI's taxonomy places the organism in Eukaryota, Metazoa, Cnidaria, Anthozoa, Scleractinia, Poritidae.
AUGGAUGGUUUGUACCUGAAAAUAACACAAGAAUUUACCCCUGACCGAAAAGAAGCGAGGUUCGGUGGGAAAGAAGCACCGAUGGCGGUUGAAAAAGGUGAUAUUAUUUUCGACGUUCGCAAGCUCGGGGAUGGAUGGUUGUGUGGGAAGAAUAUAAACAGCGGAAAAACAGGAAAAUUCCCCGAAAAUUGCGCGGCCAAACUUUCGGGAAGUAAGAAUGGAAACCCUGAAUCCGACAAGAAAGAUGAAAAACCUGCUGAAAAGAAAGACUCAAGCAAGCCCUCGUGGCUUCAAACACGAGCGAGUUCCAACACACCUUCUGCCAAGAAAACGCCUGAAUAUCCUAAACCUUUCGCCGGAAAUAUCAGGACGUCGAGAUUGAAUGACAAAGAAGAGAAAAAGGAAACUUCGGGAGAUUCUGGAGUUGUGGAAGAUUCACCUGAGGGAAAUUAUGACAACGCUCCCGAUGAACCAAAACCAGCGAACCGCGACGCGUUGAAAACCGGAAACAAUGUCAAGGACGAUAAACAGAAGGAACCGAGAUCACUAGCGACAAAUCUUCAGACAGAUCACAAACAGAAGCCAGGAGCAGCCAAAAGGAGUGACCCAGUGAAAGAAGCGAAAGAACCAGGCAAGGCUUCAGGUAGACCUUUUGGAUUAAGUUUGAGGAAAACUCGUGACGCUUUGAAACCGACGGAAUCGGAAACGAAGGCAACUCCGAAGACGGGCACUAAUUCGAGAAAUUUCCCGCGUUCAACCCCCGCUCCACAGAAGGCUUCACAGGAGGAUUUAGAAGAAAAUUACGAACCUGUUGAAAAGAAAAGCGAAGAGAAAGGGCCAUUGCUGUCUAAGGUAGCAACUAAAGCCAGUCAACCGAAGAAGGAAGCGAAAGCAGCUGACGUUAAGGCGGCAAAAAUUAACCCGAUCGAUAACCCGAAGAAAGAAAGCGAGAAAAAUCAAUCAAACGUGACCACUACUGUCGCUGCUGGGGGCGCCGGAGUGAAUAUUCAAGAAAACCCUCUCGGGAAAGACGAAGGCAGUAUUUAUCAAGUUCCUGGUGUCGCUGGGCCGCCAAAACCGAAGCGAAGUUUUCCGUCAGGUUGCUCAGAGUGUAACGAGCCUCACAUCUACGAUACACCGAUGCAUUACCAAACGCCACCCGGGUCUCCGACCGCGGCUGACAAACGAGAUGGGCGCGAAGCAAAGAUCGAGAAACCGAAAGAGGCGAAACGAAAAAGCGGCUCGACAAGUCUGAAGCCAACAUCAUCAGUGAUUAAGAAAACCAAGGAACAUAUAAAACACCGCAUGGCUUCGUACGAGGACAUUGAGUUAGAAGGUAGACGUUCGCAAGAGAGUUUGAAAGAUGCCGAGCACACGGCUAAGCGAGAGAAAGAGAAGCUUCUCACGCCGAAGAAGCGACCCAGGUUGCGCAUUUUACUCGGCAUACUUUUAGGUUUAUUACUGGGUGUGUUCGUUUUCCUAGCGCUAUAUCUCCUGGCCAAACUGCACGUUCUCUUAUGCGCCAUUUCCGCUCUGAUAAUCAGCAUUGUUGUUGCUACAGUGUUCGGGUUCCUCGACAAAACUCGAUUGCAGUGUAUCGUGCUACUCAUUUUCCCGAGCUUGUUUGCUGCAGGCGGAAAAAUUGCGUUGUGGUUGCUGAUCACGUAUUUCAUAAUAUCAGGCCCAGUUUGCAAUUUUAUUAACAACGUACGAAUUGUUGCUGUUAGUAGAGAAUGCUUAAUGAAAAGUGACAGUUUAGCAGACAAUAGCAGCAUUGAUCCGCCUGGAUUUGUCGCCGUGAAUAACAACAAUCGAGCCGUUGUACAGCGAUUGCGGACCUACGAGAACCUCUCCCACACACUUCUGAGUUACAUUAACAACUCUUUGUCGUUUUCAUCAUCUGAUCGGAAUGAUUAUUUAUCUGGACACGACAAUUCGUCAUCUGGGAUAAUUUGCAUGAACGCUCUUCAACGUGCCCACAACAUCUGCUCCUCCGAGAUCAACAGUAUUUAUGAAGAAUGCAGCAAAACACCCGCCUUGAAGACAAAAUGCGAGUUCAUCACUGCAAAGAACGCGUGCGAUCACUUAUCAAACACUUACACGAGAAAUACGUGUGACAACAUAAACACUGUUAAUAUCGACACCUUGUUACAUAUUAAGAAAAUAGUAGAACAAAGCCCCGAGAAAAUCAAAACAAAAGAUGAUAAUGUCACUGCUGUUACACCAGGAGAACUUUGUCAAUUUAUCCGGAUUGUCGAGAUGCUUUUGCCAUUACUUUUAUUGGUUUUAUUUUACGAAGCGUACAGGUAUCACAAGCUCUAUCUCUCUUGCAAUGAAUUUGAUAAUCACUACCUCACGCUUCGGUUCAAAUCCAUCGAAGACAUGCGCAAGUCGAGCGGCGCCGCUGACUUACUGGUACCGCUGAAGAAGGCUGAGCUUGAGAAGUUUGUUCAGCCCACUGCUUGCCGGCUGGCAGAGUCUGAGAAGAAAAACGUGCUGAAAUACCUGCUAAUUUACCUGAUUUACUUGCUGUUUGCGCUGAUGUUCAUUUUACUAGAUCAUUUCUUCUAUGUUGUUAUCACUCACCGGGAACCGCCGUCCAAUACAGCUGAAGAGUGUCAUGGAAAACUGAAGAGUCCUCAAGAGUUUUACACUAUCACUUUGUCAACUCUACUUGGAGUGUUACUGCUGAUUAUAUUGCUUCAACCGUUCGCGCUUCGCUUGCGUCGCUUGAUCUCUUCGCGAUUCUACCCUAGAAGAGAGAAAAAACGCAUUGCCUAUCUGUAUUACAAACUCCUCGAAAAGCGCAAGACGUUUUACAAAUCUGUCAUUGAAAACAUGAAUAACUUCUCAGAGGAAACUGAAAUUCUUAAUAGACUUGAUGCAGUUUUGGUUCUCUGCAACAAUUUUAGCUGGUUAAAAACAGUGCUAGAGUUCGUAGGAGUGAACAUUCGCCGAUGCGCUGUUUGCGGAGCAGGAGUAAAUAGGAAGUAUAUUUUCUGUGAUACUGAGGACUGUGACGUCAUCUACUGCCGAACGUGUUUCUGGGACCUGGAAAAUAAGUGUCUAGGUUGUAUGAGUAGUAGCAAGAUGACGUCACGAUCGUCGAGUUUGAGUGGCCAAUCACAAAGGAAAAAGAAUGAUUACGUUAAACCUGUGUAAAGCUUAAUGAGUAGCCGAAGACAUUUGCAGAUAUAAAUAUUGAUCAAGUCGAUUUAAUUAUUCCAAGGAGAAACUGCAAUUUACUUGCCAACAUUUAAUCGAGCCUAAACUCAAAAUGGCAUAGCGCUCGUGCAUUAAAGAAGUCUUAUUGAAUAUUUAAGAGACGCAGAAACGCUUUUGUGUCCGUCCUAAGAGCAGAGUCGUCGAAAGCAACCACUGAGAGAAACCUUGUUUUUAUUCCACUGUUAUUUAAUGGCAGAGUUAUAACCGUAAACUGAAAUCAUCAAUUAAGUCUCGUUUCGUUACGUUGAAAUUCACUGAGAACAGUCGAACUCUGAAUAUCUGGACUAUUCGGGUCUGGAAUAAAAUUGAUGAGAUAAUAAAAAAUGUGACUUGUAAUACUUAGAUUUCUGACUUGGACGGAAAUAAAACUGAAGAAAUUUAAGCAUGAGCACAAUGUUGUCUUCUUCAAUGUUUAGUGUCUACUUCAUCACUUUUAGGCCACUAUGUUCACACUAUAACCAGGUUUCGUACAGAGUCUUGAAUUCUUAAAAAAGUCUUGAAAUUUGUCCAGCUAUUUUCUUGACCUGGAAAAAAUCUGGGACUAGGGAUAAAGUCUUGAAAAAAUAAAAAAAUGUCUUGAGUUUUUUUGAAAAGGUAAUAAGUGCUUUAAAAGUGAAUUUUUUUUCCGUUUUUGUCAAAUCUUAUUCAACCUCGCCUGUAUGUUAACAGUGCACCACGAAAAAAGCUUUGCUCCUGCUUUGUUAAAGUCUCUAUUGAUCACCUAUUUGAUAAUCUUGAGUCUGGAAAAAGAAAUCAUUGUUUUGGAAAAGGGUCUGGAGAAAGUCUUUAAUUUUGGAUAAAAAAAUCUAAGCGAACCCUUUAUAAAUGAUAGCUUUUGCACGAAAAAUCAUACCAGAUAGGGUUCAGUUCACACACAAGAACGGAGCGAAGCAGCGCCGCGUCGAUCUCUAAAGCGGAGAAUCACCUAGCCUGUGCCAGGCUCUCAGAUAGUAUAGUGUGGACGUAUUAAAAGAGCCUGGAACAGGCUAAGAAUCACCGGCCUAGUCCAGAGGCGUUCUCGGCUCGGUCAAUCCUGGACUCUACCGUAAGCUGUGACGUCAUCCAGAGAGGUAGGCUAGAGAGUCACAUAUCGGAUAGGUGUUCACAUUAUAUCGGAUAGCUUCUCGUCUCGGCACGAAAAGCUAUUCGCUAUAGUGUGAACACAGCCUUAGCGUUUUGCAGGCUCCUUUUAUUUUGAAGAGGAACGUCAGUCUGUUCCCAGUAACGGAUCCAGAGCUUGAGAUAAGGGGGUGGGGGGCGCCGAUCAUCCAGACCCUUAGGUAAAAAGGGGGGCGGUCUCCCAAAAAAAUUUUUUUGGCCCUUCGGCGGCUCUCAGUUUGGUCUAAAAAUAAGAGGGGGCCCGGGCCCCUCCCCUAGAUCCACCACUGGUUUCAUAUAUCUUUACGACAUUUUAACCCUUUCCAUCUCAGAGCGAAUGACUGAGUCUUGCAUGACGUGUGAACGAAAUCCUUUAUUUGAGUGUCAAUGUAUUUAGCACGGAAGUAUUAAUCGGAAACACUAUUUUUACGUCUCCAACUGGAGACGGGACCGCUACUUUACGUGGUCAUCCGAGCCAAAAAGGAAACCUCUUUAGCUGUACUUUUACAAGGUAGUUCUAACUUUUGAGUCUGUGGAUGAAAUCCUUUGGUGUGAUGACCAUUCCGAUGAAACCUCCUUGGCACUCCUUUGACAUGGUGUUAUUUGUUUUUCAACAUUUUUUACAAAGUGAAAUUUGAGUAGUUUUCUUGCUGUUGCAGACGCCGGUGCAAAAAAUUUAAAAGACACCGAACAAUACGUUAACGGUCGUAGACGAUGACACAAAAGCCGGGGAAACAGUUGUUUACUCACCACGUCCCUUCGCAGUGAAUUCUCAAAGACCUGUAUAAUAGCCUAUACAGCGAAACUCAGUGAAGUGCUUGAGUCUGAGGAACCGUUCCUUGACCGUUUCUUUCCAGGAGCCCACGUGAGAGCGGCGGAAAUGAGCCUACAGGUAAUUUUGUUAUUUGAAAGGGUCUUUAAUAACCAAAAUCAAUCUUGUUUUUUUUAUUAUUUGUUAAAUGCUACAAAAGGAUAUUAUGAGUAGGUAUUUGAGAGGGUGCAUAAAAGUGGUAUCUCCAGGUCUCUUUCCCUUCUUUCCAUGUUAGAAAUCGAGUUGACCCUGGGGACGAGGCACCCCUAAUCCCGGGCCCACGAUACAGACCAGCGUCACCUAAAAAUGGCGGACGCCGAAGCUUUCCAAGACCGUGAAAAUCUUAUCAAUCUUUUUGCUUGUUAUGGUAAGGUGUACGCCUGGGAUGUAGAUGAUGUAAUCAAGAUGCGUUCACAGUAUCGCAUAGUUGGCUCUCUGAUAGGAUCGCUACCUCGCAAACCGAGACAAAACAAUGCUUUCUCUUUGCCGCUUCUUCUUUCUCGAGAGGAAACCACGUUGCUGCUAGAUAAAGGUUUCGCCAGAAUCUUUUACAUGCCAAGAAACCUACCGAAACCAUCAAGUGAAUUGGUUGGGAAGUUUAAUGAGCUACGCAAAGAAAGUGUCAUCAAGCAAAAUGAGCAGUUUAAAAAGAUGCAAGAAGAAAAGAGAAAGGAACUAGCUGAUGUAAUAGCUGAUGGCAAGAAAAGAAAACGAGAAAAGCUUGCUAGUAGCACGGCAAAGAAGUCGCAAGAUCAGAGAAAUGAAAAUCAGUUCAAUUUUACUUGUAAUGAAAGCAAUGUGUUUCAACAAAAUGAUGAAGGAAAGGAGAAAAGCAAGCGAAAGAGCGGAGAGGUUACAGUUGAUCACGAAGAUACCAAUCUUGCAAAAAAGCUAAAGAGCGAGGAAUUGAACAAUGAGAGUUUUGAAGCCAAGGAAACUAGUGAGAAGAAAGACUUAAUUCAGUCGAAUGAUUAUUGUAAAAAAAUCAGUAAUGAAAAUGUUAAUGAAAGCUUUGAGGGAUCAUGUGUCAAGUUUAUCACAAAAGAAGCUAAUGAAACAAUCCCGACCAAUGCAAAUGCUGAUCAGGGGAAUCACGGAAAUAAACCUGUGAAUGAGACUGGACUACAAACUACAAUUGAUUCAGAUACUAGUACCAAAGGACUAAACAGUGUUUGUGACAUGGGAAUAUUGGUACAUAUUCCUACGGUUAUGCCGCAAUUGCUGCCUUCAUUUCAACUUGCAGACUGGACAUAUCCUCAAACGAGUUGCGAAAAGCUACGUUACCAGGUGUUUGUAGACCUCUGGGAGAAGGGAUAUUAUUUAACGUCUGGCAUUAAUUUUGGAGGAGAUUUCCUCGCAUAUCCAGGUGAUCCCAUUAGGUAUCACUCCUUUUUCAUCGUAAUUAUUGUUCCCUGGGGGAAGAAAAUUACACCAUUUGAGAUCAUAUCAGCUGGCAGACUAGGGGCUAGUGUAAAGAAAACUGCACUUCUUUGUUCAGUAAGUGAUGAAACAGGCCAGGUUAUAUACACGUCAGUCAAGUGGAGUGGAAUAAGCUGA